Messenger RNA from Malassezia japonica, 1959 nucleotides. RefSeq names its product transcription factor IIF subunit tfg1 (gene TFG1). Bases 1 to 1959 code for a protein of 652 amino acids. The record is from RefSeq and is a predicted model, not a curated record. The transcript is spliced from 2 exons. Gene Ontology annotation, biological process: positive regulation of transcription elongation by RNA polymerase II; transcription initiation at RNA polymerase II promoter. Gene Ontology annotation, molecular function: RNA polymerase II general transcription initiation factor activity; TFIIF-class transcription factor complex binding; DNA binding. Gene Ontology annotation, cellular component: transcription factor TFIIF complex; nucleus. NCBI's taxonomy places the organism in Eukaryota, Fungi, Basidiomycota, Malasseziomycetes, Malasseziales, Malasseziaceae.
AUGGUCAAGCAGGAGCGGCCGGUGAAAGAGGAGGCGCGCGACGCGCCGCCUGCGCCUACCGGGUACCGCGACAUUCCGCUGUACUCUAUGGACACACGGAAUACCACGACACAUCUCAUGAAGUUUGCGCACCAUAACCGCGUGGAUCCGAACGACGCGAACCAAUUCGUCCCUCCGGUGAAGCUCAACCGCAAGAUGCCGCUGAGGGUGAAGCAGCCCCCGGCCAAGCCCGGCGAGGUGGUGAUGGACAAGUGGGGAAAGCCGGUGAUUACGACCGAAGGCAAGCCGCUCAAGUGGCCUGGCCCUGACGACGACCUUGAGGCGCUGCGGCCCUACCUCUCGCUGGACAAGAAAGAUGAGGACGAAAACGAUAUGGCGCCGGGCUCCGGCCACGUUCCCCGCGGGCGCCUCUUUAAGAAGCGCGUGCGCGAGGUGCACAAGAGCGCGAAUGCUGCGCGCCGGACGCGCAACGAGGAGUUCUUCCCGUGGGUCCUCGAGGACUUUGAGACGUCCAACGACUGGGAGUCUUCGCGCAACCCUGCGGCCAACAGCAUCCAGGCACUCGAAGCGUACUACAUUAUGGAGACCGAGCGCCGCGCACGCCUCGCGGCGGCGGGCAUGGAGGACGUGAAACCGGUCAAGACCGAGGUCAAGGCGGAGGAGGAGCCUGUCGCGCCGACGCACGCCCCGUGGGUUGGCCAGCUGGAAGGCGAGUCGGACGAGAACUCGACUGCGCACCAUGUCCUUUUUGUCUUUGACGAGCGCAAUGCGGGCGGCUUCAAAGUCGUGCCGGUGCGCCGUCUGUACAAGUUUAUGCAGUCGCAGCGCCAGACGCUCUCGAGCGAGGAGGUCGAGGAAGAGUUCCAAAAGUACCAGCGCUCGUCUGAGCCCGAGCGGAUUGCGAUGCGCGCGCGCCUCCAGUCCGGCUCCAAGGGCCAGGGCUCGUCGUCUGGGCCGCGGCGUUUCCCUACGCUUGCGCUGCCCCAAGGCCCGUCGCUCGGCUGGAGCAGCAGCUCGCGGCUGGUCGCUGUACGUGGUGAAAACCGCGAAAAAGGCGAAGAGGACGACCUGUUUGGCACGAUGCCGAAGCAGGAGACGACCUACGACGAGCUCGACUUUGAAGAGUCGUUUGCCGACGACGAGGAGCGCCCUGACACUGGCAUCCAGGACGAGGACCCCGAGGCGAAGGAGCUCGAGGAGCGCCUCAAGCGCGAGAUGGUCGCCGACCACAUUGACGACGACGAUGUCCAGAUCAAGCCGGAUCCGGACGAGGUGGACGACGCGGUGAUGAUCAACCGCCGCAGCGGCGCGGACCAACUGCUGGGCGGCAGCGCAGACCACGGCCGCCACGACGACGCGAUGCUGACCGGCACGGGCCGCCAGAUGCGCAAGAUUAUGAAGGCGCUGAGCCGCCGCGACGGAAACGAUGUAUACGACAGUGACGAAGAGGCCAAGAACCCCUAUGCGAGCGACGAGUCGGACGAGGACGCGGACCUCGACGUGCUCCAUCCCGAGCGAGCGAUCCUUGAGGCACGCGAAGAAAAGGCCAAGCAAGAGCGCCUCGCGAAGGAGUCGGCCGCGCCUGCGCCGCAGUCCUCGCCGCCGACGCCGGACGUCGGCCGUGCACGGAGCAUGAGCCCUGCCGACGACUCGCUGAAGCGCAAGAGCGAGACGCGCAAGGACGAGGUGCAGAAGCGCCAAAAGGUCCGUGCGCCGGGCUCGGCGUCGCCCGACGCGUCGCGCAGCAGCUCGCCGGGCCGCACCAUGACCCCACUCGAGUCCGAGAUUGCGCAGCUCGUGCGCAGCGGCACGAUCCGCAACACGGCCGAGCUGGUGCAGCACUUCCGCCAGCGCCUGAAGCAGGACGCGGCGCUCAAGGAGCAGCUCAGCGCCGCGGUCAAAAAGAUUGCCUACAUGGACAAGAAAAGCAACAAACUCAAACUCAAAGAGGGCUUCUAA